CACAAUGUUCAAGACUAUAUUAACACCUAUGCAAUAAAUCAAGAAUUUGCAACAAGACUUUGUUAUUCAGAAAGGGUUAUGAACUUUAUAACUAGAGCAGAUAUCAUUUGUCACUAUGCUAGUGCUACAAGUAAUGCAAAUUCUGCUGCAAUUAUGUUUGAUCCUAGUCAUCGUAGGCUAAGUCAUAAUAAAAAUAUGCAUAUUCAAAUGCUCUAUGAUAGUGGUGUACUAGUGCCAAUAAUUGUCAACAUGCUAACUGAACAAUACAAUAGAUAUAUACAUAAUAAAGAUGUAUAUAACUCUUUAAAUUAUCAGUUUCAUGAUUACGUAAAUAGUUUGUCUCAAACUACAGAAUUGUUGAAUAAUCUGAAUAAUAAUAAUAAAUAUUUGGUCACUUAUUUACUUAAUAAUGAAAAACUUCAUUGCUUAUUUUUUGCUACUCAUGCUGUACUUUCUACCUUUAACUAUUAUCUAGAAAUUUUAUUAAUGGAUUCAAC
Messenger RNA from Scutellospora calospora, 497 nucleotides. The record is from the annotation of a GenBank genome assembly. Lineage: Eukaryota; Fungi; Glomeromycota; Glomeromycetes; Diversisporales; Gigasporaceae.